AUGAUCGUUUCCACUGCUGACGUCGAGAGUCCAGACGGCCACCCGAAGGUUAUAUCGGGAGGUGGUUGCCUGUUCCCGACUAACUACCAAAUCGAUUUCCGCCAGGUCGAUCCAUGGAUGUGUCCUAUAGCAGGCUGCAAGAAGGAUUUCCCACAGGUCUCCCAGCUUGGACUUCACUUCUCGAGGGCCCAUCGCAAAUUGCUUCUAUACGACGAACUUCGCCGCGGUUUCUUCUGGCCGAUCGGCGAGCGGAAGACUCCAGAUAAAGACGGCAGAUUUCGCUCCAUUGUGGUCACGAGGGGAUACUUUGAGCCAGACAAGGAGCGCAAACGCACUGAUGUUCGACAGCCACCGGAGGAUUGGGAGUCCUAUAUCAACCCAACGGCUGUCAAAGAUAUCAGGGCGCCCAAUCUACCGGAGACUGCUGCAGCUCCUGUCGUCCCUUCGCCUGUCGCCCCUCCUCUGGCUGCCCCUUCUCCUCCGAGACCUUCGACAGCUUCUGCGUCCAGACCCUCCGUCGCCCCAGCGAUUGCUACACCUCGUAUCGAAGCUGCUACUAUCGCCGGAUCUGUGGGCUGUCCCACCGGCAAUUCCAUUCACGAGGCUAUCGACAUUAGUAGCGACGAGGAGGAUGUGGAGCCUAGCUUGGCCGAAUUGCAAAGGGAGAGCGACUCCGCGGCUUCGGGGCCUCAGAGAGUCGAGGCACAGAGGGUGGCGCAAAGCUCGGCUGGCAACGACCCAGACACUGAAGAGGAUCACUUCCAGGACGACCCCCUGAUGUCCAACGGCCCCGUCGAGCCGGUAGAUAACCGCGAUGGGAGCACACAAGGACCGGAAAACCACCACGUCCCUGAAGCAAGGUCUAGGAUCGUGGACCAACCUUCGCGACCUGAAGGAUCGGAUAUCUGGACCUACAUCACCCAGUUUGCCAGGACUCCUACGCCACGUCCUAGCGAUGACGCCAUCACCAAGCUACUCACAAUGUCCAAACGUCAGGAUCUUCCUGUCAACUGGCAACAACGACUUCACGCCUUCGAUACCCUCAGUCUUCAUCAGCUUACAUCAGUCAUACUUUAUCUUGGUGGAGAGGCCGCCUUAACCAGUCCUUGUAUACCUAUGGGUUGCAACCUAAGGCCUGGUGCCAUCAAUUGUGCCGACCCUGAUCACGAUAAGGGACUAUGUCGAAGCUGCCUUUUCGCAUUCCCACGGUGUGUUAUCUUGCCUCAAUAUCUCUUUGCAUCUGAGGGCAUCGGAAAGCGAUUGGAGUGUUACUUUUGCUGCAAUUCUUACUACCGGGGUAUGGGCCACAGGCUCAGAGGGGUUAUCGGAAGCCGUUACAUGGAUGAGAUUGCUGGCAUCAAGACAAAUGGGACUGAGAAGAUCCAGCAGACCAGCGACAACCCAACGAGCAAGCAGAGCAAUGCCCAACUGGCAAGCUUUAACUCAUCCGCAGUCCAAAAGCAACCCCUACCGGAAAGCUCUUCCGCAUGGGACUACAUCAUGAGUUUCAGUAAAAUCAACAUCCUCGUUCCGAAUGAUGAGGCAAUUCUCGAGCUCCUGGCACUCCCUCGAAUUCGAGAGCUUCCAUUGUCGUGGAAGUAUCAGUUGGGUGCCUUCGACGAGCUAGAUCUCAAAUCAUACACAUCUUUGAUUCUGUAUCUUGUCGGCGACGAGGCUGUCCGUAGUCCGUGCAAUACGAUGGGUUGCAUUCGAAAUGAGAGCGUUGUACAGGCUGCUGCAGAGCUUGCUUCAAGAGAGGAUGAUAAACACUGGAAUCGUGUAAAUGUCAAAUACGCCUUUCCGAAGUGUGUUUUUCUGCCCCGGCAUCUUCUCAGCUCCCAGGCCCUUGGCAAGCGAUUGGGGAUCAAGACUUGCUGUAAUGCAUAUUACAGGAUUGACAAAACAUCCGACAAGGCCAGCAAGGAGCAGGUUAUGGUAGUGCUGGGUCGGACAGGCACUGAUGGAAACGCUAACCAGAGGGCACCCAGGAGCUCGGCCUCUGCCGUGACGGCAAAUUCGGGAUCGACCAAUGCCAAAGCUACCAAUAAGCCACUUUCAUCAACAUCGGGAGCAUCUGCGAGUAGAUCUCCCUUUAUAUCUUCGUCAACAACAGCCUUCACCGGUCUGGCUAUCCGCAACAAACCCCAAGCCACUCCGCAACAACGGAACAACAAAGCCUCAUCGCAGAAGUCCUCGGGAACGUUUUGCAUCCCGGAGGGCACCCCUGGCCAAGUGUUCUUACUCAAGGGCACGGAAACCAAGCUCAUUCAGUCCUCCAGAAACCAAAUUUUGAGAUGCAAGGUCCUGGCUGGCUCUGGCGUCAAGUGGCAGUUGGUUGGAUGCAAAGAAAUCAAGGCAUACGAGGGCCACUGGAAUGGCGAGUGGGAGAUCCCUCCUGACUCUCAGUGCCUCAUCAAGAAUAUCCAUCCGGAGAAGUCUAUUCCUGGUAACCUUACGUGCGUUGACGUCAAUCCUAAGAAGCGGGUGGUGAAAGCUGGUCUGGCUUAG
This is a messenger RNA of Sordaria macrospora k-hell, 2508 nucleotides long. RefSeq lists its product as uncharacterized. The record is from RefSeq and is a predicted model, not a curated record. Lineage: Eukaryota; Fungi; Ascomycota; Sordariomycetes; Sordariales; Sordariaceae.